GAGAAACAGAAGCGGAGGGAUCGACUUUCAGAUGACAUUGAGGCUAUGUAGAUGCGAGUUGGGAAUUGUGCUCCCCUCUGCGUUCCUGCUUGUUGAUGUUAGAGAGUAGCACAAGGCGAAGCUGCUCCUUCUCUGGUGGAUUCCGCCCCGCCUGCCUGUGGACAGCUCCUUCCUUCCAGCACUACCUACCUGCGGACAGCUCCUUGUGUAUUUCAGCACUACCUGCCUGUGGACAGCUCGUUUAUUUCAACACUGCCUGCCUCUGGACAGCUCCCUGCAGCGAGGCACCUGGACUCCGGCCCCCCCAGGACCGUUUUGGGGUUCGUUUCAAGUCUUUUAAUGGAAAUAAAACACAUUUAUGUUCCAAGUAACACUGGAAGUUUACAACUUGGAGAGGAAUCUACGGAUACCUCGUUGCACGACUCGCGGCCGCAAACAAAACCCCUUUGGAAGAGCUCUGGAAUUUGCUGUUAAGGGCAACUGACGAGCUGCCUGGCGCUGCUGUUCAAGCGGGGGUUAAAAGAAAACACGAGAGAAAAAAAAAACAUCGCGACCACAAGCUGCUAAUAAACCCAUAGUGAUGGCGACCAAUGGCACCAAAAGCACGGACGGCCAGGUAGUUACGGAGCUGAACGAGGUGACCACCAACGACAGACCCAAAGCAGAAGAGAGCAAAGAGGAGCAGCAGAAGAAGAAGAAACCUGUGCCGGACAGGGAGACAUGGGGGGGGAAGUUUGACUUCUUGCUGUCCUGUGUUGGCUACGCCAUUGGUCUGGGCAACGUGUGGAGGUUUCCUUACCUGUGCGGCAAGAACGGAGGAGGGGCCUUCUUGAUUCCUUACUUUCUGACCCUCAUAUUCGCCGGGGUCCCCUUGUUUCUGCUCGAAUGUGCCCUCGGUCAGUACACGUCCAUCGGCGGACUCGGAGUGUGGAAGCUAGCUCCGAUGUUCAAAGGUGUUGGACUUGCUGCAGCAGUUCUCUCCUUCUGGCUUAACAUUUACUACAUUGUGAUCAUUGCUUGGGCCUUGUACUAUCUGUACAACUCAUUUACAACUGACCUUCCAUGGAAAUCAUGCAACAAUCCAUGGAACACGGAAAGAUGUUUUACAAACUACAGCAUUGCAGACACCACCAACCUCACUAGUGCAGUGAUGGAGUUCUGGGAGCGCAACGUACAUGACAUCACUGAUGGUUUGGAGAAACCUGGCCAGAUCCGGGCUCCAUUAGCAAUAACUCUUGCCAUUGCUUGGGUCCUUGUGUACUUCUGCAUCUGGAAAGGUGUUAGCUGGACUGGAAAGGUUGUUUACUUCUCUGCCACCUACCCCUACUUCAUGUUAUUCAUUCUGUUCAUCCGUGGGGUUACUCUGCCUGGGGCGACAGAUGGAAUCAUGUUCUAUAUCACACCUGAUUUUGAGAAGCUCAAAGAGUCAGAGGUGUGGCUGGAUGCUGCUACUCAGAUUUUUUUCUCAUAUGGUUUGGGUCUGGGGUCUCUGAUUGCACUUGGCAGCUACAACCCUUUCAAUAACAAUGUUUACAGAGACUCCAUCAUUGUGUGCUGUAUAAACUCCACGACCAGUAUGUUUGCUGGUUUUGUCAUUUUUUCUAUUGUGGGCUUCAUGGCUAAUGUGACAAAGAGACCCAUAGCUGAUGUAGCUGCGUCAGGACCCGGCCUGGCCUUCUUAGCUUACCCAGAAGCAGUGACGCAGUUACCCAUCUCACCACUGUGGGCUAUCCUCUUCUUCUCUAUGCUGCUGAUGCUGGGAAUUGACAGCCAGUUUUGCACUGUGGAGGGCUUCAUCACUGCUCUGGUGGAUGAGUUCCCGAGGGUUCUGAGGAAAAGACGGGAGAUCUUCAUUGCAUGUGUGUGCAUUGUGUCCUACAUUAUUGGCCUGUCCAAUAUCACACAGGGUGGCCUCUACGUCUUUAAACUCUUCGAUUACUACUCUGCCAGUGGAAUGUGUCUUCUUUUCCUGGUUUUCUUUGAGUGCAUCUCUAUCUCCUGGUUCUAUGGUGUGAAUAAGUUCUAUGAUAACAUCCAGGAGAUGAUUGGAUACAAGCCCUGCAUAUGGUGGAAACUCUGCUGGGUCUUCUUCACUCCUUUGAUUGUGGCUGGAGUGUUCCUCUUCAGCGCGGUCCAAAUGGUUCCCCUCACCAUGAACAACUAUGUGUUUCCAGCAUGGGGACAGGGUGUGGGCUGGCUCAUGGCCUUGUCCUCUAUGAUCCUCAUUCCAGGCUACAUGGUCUACAUGUUCCUUACCAUGAAGGGAACGUAUAAGGAGCGGAUCAGGAUAAUGCUGCAGCCUCCGAAUGUGGUGAAGGCCCAGGAGAAUGGACCUGAACAACAGCAGCAGCAGCAGCAACCUGCGCAACCUGCGCAACCUGCGCAACCUGCGCAACCAGCACAACCGGCACAACCAGCGCAGCAGCAGCAGGUACAGCAGCAACCGCAGCAACCGCAGCAAGCUCAACAACCCCAACAGCAGCAACCGCAGCAACCACAGCAACCACAACCACAGCAGCAGCAGGUUGAUAACGCCGUCCCGGCCAACCCCGGCAAUGCAGACGCCAACGUCUAAACCCUAGCUGAGAGCAAUCAAAGAUGAACAAUACAGAGGACUUCCAUGUUUAUACAAUAAUAGAAUCAUCUACCUCCAGGGGCCAAACAUGAUCUAAUUCAAUCUUCAAAAAUAUAUAUGUGUGACAGUUUGACUUUCGCAUUUAUAAAACCUACCACACUCGUGGGUAGAUGUUCUAAAUGUAAAAGCAAAGCGUGUUGGUGUCAAAAGAGAAAAAAAAAUCCAAAAAAGAAAAAAAAUCCAUUAUACUGUAUGCGAGUGAAUCUGUCUCUAAUGUGUUAAUACUGUGAGUUCAAUUAAAAGCACAGCGCAGUGAUGCAUAAGCUAUAUCAGUGAGGUAUAAAAGAGUUUGUGUUGCUCAGAAGCACACAGAAGGCGUAAAAUAUCAAAGAGAAAAUGCAAGAGAUUACAUAUAUAUCGGGUCAUUGGUUGCUAAUCCAAAACAAACAUCUGGCAAGCAAACCCCAUGCCGCUACUUUGAAAGUGGGGUGUUAUUACUUUCAAGUUUAAAGCACAAAGAAAUCUGAAUUAGGAGAGCCCUUGGGUGACCCACUAUCUGUUGUUUCGAUAUUUUUGUUAGAGAGACUGUUACUAUUUUAUUUUCUUUGCUGGAAGAAAAAAAAAGAGAAAACUACUUGUACGUGAUCGAAAAUCAUUUUUAGAAUUCUUUUUAGGAUGUUUUGUACACUUAAUGUUGUGAUCGAGGACCAAAAUUAUAGACUAAAGCAAAAACGUAUCUAUGCCAUGCAGUGUAUAGGUUACAGAGGACAGGGUACAACAGUAUGGAACUUGAAAAGAAAAAAAAAAGGAAAAACAAAA
Molecule: messenger RNA, 3394 nt
Organism: Pygocentrus nattereri (red-bellied piranha)
Lineage: Eukaryota; Metazoa; Chordata; Actinopteri; Characiformes; Serrasalmidae
Gene: slc6a1a
Product: solute carrier family 6 member 1a
Exons: 15
Coding region: 581-2575 (664 amino acids)
Biological process (GO): sodium ion transmembrane transport; neurotransmitter transport
Cellular component (GO): plasma membrane; cell surface; axon
Molecular function (GO): gamma-aminobutyric acid:sodium:chloride symporter activity
Source: RefSeq, a predicted model, not a curated record